GCAUCGCGUCGGAGGCUCUCCGAAAGAAAGUAAUUAACAUCAGUAGUAAUUCGUACAUGCGUCAAUUCACUCUUUUGUUAACUCAAAUAAGCGGUGAUAUUGGAAGCUAUUAAUACAUCAACCAGAUUCGUACGUGGAAUUGUUUGUUGAAAGAGGCAUUAAGAAAAGUUGUGUGGUGUACCUAAUUUUAAAUUGAAGACUGAAAUUACAAUGAGCGGAGAGGCUAUAUCGUACGACGACGUAAGCUACGUGGACGUGCACUCGCUGCCGCUGAGACCGCCGCAGCCGCUCGUCCCGCCCGAGAAGGCCGUGCGCAGAUCCUGGCACCCCGUCAUGUGGGAUGAAGCCAACCACGAGGGACAACCCGUUAAGGAAGACGAGGAGGAACAAAAAACUAAAGAGUACCCUCACAAGAAACAAAUUCGCAACAUCAAGCGUCUCGUCGCAGAAGGAAAGAUAAAACCGACAUCAGAAUCUCUCAUAUUUUUCCUUUGUAAUAAGUUUGCGAUAUCUGAAGAAAGGCAGGCUAAAAUGAACUCCGGUUAAUAGGCGGCAAUAAUUAUGUCAAAUAAAUUAACAAAAUAAUACUGUAAUUAUACUAAAAACAUAUGUACUAAAACUAAUUUUGUGAUAAUAUUUGUAUUGUGGAACAUUUAUAAUGGAAACAACUGAAUUAAUACAGUAAUAAUUGGUUUAAGUUGUGAUAUAAAUAUUAAUUAAGAAAUAAAAUGUAAUAAUGUAUCAAUUUAUAUUUUCAUACUUUAGCAUUUGUUCUUCGACCAAGGUAAUAAAUAACAAGGGCAAUAAAUAGAAAAAAAUUAAAUAAAAAUAAAAAUCUAUCCGUGUAACUUUAA
Colias croceus (clouded yellow) is the source of this 854-nucleotide messenger RNA. RefSeq lists its product as uncharacterized. The transcript has 3 exons. NCBI's taxonomy places the organism in Eukaryota, Metazoa, Arthropoda, Insecta, Lepidoptera, Pieridae. The record is from RefSeq and is a predicted model, not a curated record. The coding region runs from base 211 to 546 and encodes 111 amino acids.